Messenger RNA from Heterostelium album PN500, 93 nucleotides. RefSeq lists its product as uncharacterized. NCBI's taxonomy places the organism in Eukaryota, Evosea, Eumycetozoa, Acytosteliales, Acytosteliaceae. Bases 1 to 93 code for a protein of 30 amino acids. The record is from RefSeq and is a predicted model, not a curated record. The transcript has a single exon.
AUGAUACCAAAUACAACGGAUCCAACGAUGAUACCAGCUAUCUUAGCAUUUGAUAAUCCUGAGUUCGAUUGGCCACAUUUAUCGGGAUCCUGA